AUGGGCUCCAAGAGUGCGAGAUGCAAGGCUAAGGCCAAGACCAAGAAGGACCGCAAGGGCAAGUCCACGGUUGGCAAGAAAGACGAGGUCGACGUCAAGCCAGCUCUGAGAACUGCCGACCGAGCCAAAUUCACGGAUUCUCCCUUCGACCUGUCUGCCUUCAUCUCCGACGUAGCAGAGCGGCUGGGGUGCGAGCGGAACCCGUCUGCUGGGAUGCUGAAGCUGGCGACGCUGUGCUCCGGAUUCGGCGCCCCCCGUCUGGUCCUGGAUGCCUUGCUGGGCUCCGAAUGCAUUGAUGAGAUUGCAGCCUGCGAAAUAAAUGAGGAUGCGGUUCAUGCUCUGCUGAAGAACCAGCCCCGCCCAAAGCAGCCGGGAGUGUUGCUGCGUGAUGUGCGUGCACUUGAUGCCCACGGCAAGAGCUUCGACUUCAUGUCAUCCCAGACAGGCUCCUUCCCCGACCAUCGUGCAGACCUCCUGGUCGCGGGAUGUCCGUGCCAGGCCAAUUCAGUGUUGAACAGGGUCAUCGCGAAGGUUCUUCCGCGGACCUUUGUGCUGGAAGGCAGGCCCGCCGACGAUGAGAUCCGCAAAGCGCUGGGCCAUGACUAUGUGUUCGUAUCCAUGGUGGUAGGAUCUUCGCCUGUCGUGAGAGACCGUGUGUGGACUGUCGGCAUCCACAAAGACGUUUCUGAGAGUAUGGUGAAUGUGGAGGCCGAUGUCAGAAAGGCCAUGGACGUGCCCAAGCUUACCCACAGCGCCACUACGUUCAUGCUCGAGUCCGUGCCGGCGGGCCUGCCUUCCAGAGAUCGCCCAGAUCGUCAUGAUGCCGUCCUUGCGGCUGCAGAAGCACAUCGUUACGCCGAGUGCUUCAAAACAGCUCUCUCAAAGGCCACGAAGGCAAAGCGUUUGCCGAAGAAUUUCCGAGUACCCCAGCUCGACGAGCGCCACUCCAUCAACGUCAAGGAGGGUACCGCGUGGAUGAGGGCCCAAGUGGAUGUGUGCCGUGGCUGUGAAAGGUACGGCUGCAUUGCCGGCCACCUCAUGAAGACCUCGGGAAUUGAGAAGGAGCCUCUAGCGGAUGUUGGACAGACAUGUGGCCGAGGAGCUGUGCACGUCGCAGGGUCGGCUCCCACGGUCACGACCUCAACCCGGCUUUGGAGUUUCAAGCGUGACAGGUCCCUUGCCAUGAUGGGUGAGAGUGGUGUGCUGAUUGACAGCCUGCAUUUCUUCUAA
This is a messenger RNA of Symbiodinium sp. CCMP2592, 1230 nucleotides long. The record is from the annotation of a GenBank genome assembly. NCBI's taxonomy places the organism in Eukaryota, Dinophyceae, Suessiales, Symbiodiniaceae.